Messenger RNA from Amphimedon queenslandica, 4395 nucleotides. RefSeq names its product poly [ADP-ribose] polymerase 14-like. The coding region runs from base 264 to 4202 and encodes 1312 amino acids. Lineage: Eukaryota; Metazoa; Porifera; Demospongiae; Haplosclerida; Niphatidae. The record is from RefSeq and is a predicted model, not a curated record. Gene Ontology annotation, cellular component: cytoplasm; nucleus. The transcript has 7 exons. Gene Ontology annotation, biological process: negative regulation of gene expression. Gene Ontology annotation, molecular function: NAD+ poly-ADP-ribosyltransferase activity; transcription corepressor activity.
AUGGCGUUAAUCAGUGCCUUUAUCUAUUGCAUUCAAAUAAGCAUGCAUCUCUGGCAGAAGAAUUGGCUGACACUAUUAAGCAGGCCAUAGCUACUGAGUCUUGUAAAAUACCUUUGUCUUUUCAGAAUCAAGUAGAAGGAGAUGAUUAUUCAAAAUUUAAAUUUAACCUUGCUGAGAAAUAUUCGUUUUUUUCUACAAUUAAUGGAAAUGAGCUGACUGUUGCCAGUACUGCUGGAGAUGUUAAUGAUGUCAUUAAUGAGCUCAUGGGUUUUAUUAACGAAGCAUGCUCUGUUUCUGAAACAAUCAAUUUUAGUAAAGGUGUGUGGCGUUUGUUUCAUACUGAAUUGAAAGUUGAAUGGUCUGAAGUAAAGAGAAGCCUGGAAACAAAAGGUAUUGAUAUAGUUUCUUCAAAGCCAGAUACAUCAAAACCAUAUGUUGUUAUCAGAGGAGAAACAAGAGCUGUUCAAGAAGCUAAGGAGGAUAUUCUGUCCCAUCAAGUAUCAGUUGAAUCAAAGAAAAUAAUUCUUUCACAAGCUGGUGUCUAUUCAUAUUUUCUCUCAAACAAUGCACUAAUAUUGAAAGGUAUUGAAAAUGCUGCAGGAGUAUGCAUUGAAGUAGAAGUGAAGGGAAUGUCUCCGAACGUUUUUAAAGAAGUUUUCACUGGUGUUACAAAAGAAAUGAUGUCUGUGUGCGUAGUUGUUGGUGACUUAACUGAGUUUAAUCAAGCUGAAGUGAUUGUCAACGCUGCAAAUGAAGAAUUAAAGCACAAAGGAGGCAUUGCUGCAGCAAUUGCAAGGAAAGGUGGCCCAAGCAUUCAACAGGAAUCGAAUGAUUACAUCAGAAAAAACAAAAAGGUAGCUACUGGAACAGCUGUGCAUUUCACUGCAACUGGUAACCUUCCUUCUUCAUUUAAAGCAAUUGUUCAUGCAGUUGGUCCAAGAUAUCAUGCUGAAGACAAGCAAAAUUCCUGUGCAACAUUAAAACAGGCAAUUUUUCAGAGUCUCGAGUUAGCGAAAAAUUAUGAGUCUGUAGCCUUCCCAGCUAUUGGAGGUGGUAAUUUUGGUUUUCCUAUUGCUGUUUGUGCUAAUAUUCAUUUUGAAGCUGUAGUUGAAUUUAGCAAAACAGAACAACCAACUAAACUGAGAAAAGUUUAUUUUGUCAUAAUUGAAGAAAAUGUCGAGGUUUUUCUGCAAGUAGCCAAGAAUUAUCUGUCAGAUAUUUUAUUGGAACAACCACCAACUUUUGAAAGCCUUAGGCCUUUAAGUGUACCUCAUCUGGCACCAAAUGCAUCUUCAGCAUCAAGUGUGCUACCAACUCUAACAACUAUUGCUGCACAGCAAUAUCCAAAAAGAAAAACUAAGAAACAUAAACCAUCUUAUAGUGUACCUGAAUUAGGGACUAGUCUUGAAUAUAUCAAAAUAUCACAAGGCAGCAUAAUUGACUACCCGGAAGAGGCUCUGGUCAAUACUACUGACGAGAAUCUAAAACUUGAAGGAUACGUUUCAAAAGUUUUAUUAAAAGAAGCAGGGCCUGACUUAAAAAAAGAAUGUGAUGCUUUAACGAAGCCUUUUAAGACUGGUAGUGUGGUUGCAACAAAAGCCUACAAAUUGAGGAACUCAAAACAUGUACUCCAUGUCAUCUUACCUAAUUAUGAUAGAAAAUCUGAAGGGGUAUUAAGAGAAGUUGUAAGAAAUUGUUUAGAUGAAUGCACUCGUCUAAAAGUCAAAUCAUUGUCAAUGCCAUCGAUUGGAGCUGGCAAUCUCAAAUACCCUCCUGAUAUUGUUGCUAGAGUUCUCAUUGAAGAAACAGUCUCCUUUUUUCAAAAAAAUAAUGGAAAGACCACACUGAAAUUAGUUCAUUUUGUUAUUUAUGAGCAAGAUAUUUUUGAAAAAUUUCAGAAAGUAUUAAGAUUAGGGCAACAGUCACCUAGAGCUACUAAUUUUGAUAGUAAAUCUAUGCAAUCACUCUUAAUUACUAAAGGGAGUGUAACUGAUUUUCAGGAAGAAGCUGUUGUAUUUACAAAUAAUCCUAAUCUGGAACUUAAAGGAGUUGUAGGACAAGUUUUAACAAAACAUGCUGGCCCAGAAUUGAAAAAAGAAUGUGAUGCUUUAAAAAAACCAAUAGAAUUUGGUAGUGUUAUUGCAACUAAAGGUCAUUCUCUUAAAGCAAAGUAUAUUCUUCAUGCAAUACUACAGUCACGUGGCACUUCAAGUGAAGAACCUGAAAAGGUUUUGAGAAAAAUUGCUGUGAAAUGUUUAGAUGAAUGCACUAGAUUGAAAGUUAAGAGUCUUUCAAUGACCUCUAUUGGUGCUGGUAAACUGGGGUACCCUAAUGAUAUUGUGGCUAAAGCACUACUAGAAGAAACGGCAAUAUACCUGAAGAAAAAUAAGGGAAACACAACAAUUGAAUUGGUUCGUUUUGUUAUUUACGAACAGACUGUGUAUGAUGAAUUCAACAAAGUGUAUCAACAACUCAAUGCAGUUGCAACAAAGAGAAAGGAAUUCUCACUUUCACAAAGUCACCCUCUGAAGUUAGAACUUUUAGAAGGAGAAAUUGGAAAUGAUAGCUCUGAUGUCACAGUCACAUAUGAUGCAGCUGCUUCUCUAGUAGAAAAAAAACCACUUAUGAAACUUAUACAAAAUUCAGGAGGUGUUGGAAGAAAGAUGACUCUUCCUGUUGCAUUUCAUCAGAGUACUCAUGAGCAGAAGAAAUUUAGUUUCGCUUGUUUAGAUAAGGCUGAAAAAGAUCAGUUUGAGUCAAUAGUCUUUCCAGCUCAAUUUCAAAGCCAUGCAAUAGUACCAAAAGCCAUUGUUGAUGCAUCACAGAAAUUUGUAGCUACUAAUCCAAUUCAUAUGAAAGUUAUUCGUGUCUUGUAUACAACAUUGUCACCUGAAAUUGUUCAGCAUUAUGAAGAAGCACUCAAGUCAUGGACAAACGGGCAAGAAUCUGGUUUUCUGAGCAAGGCAAAAGCUUUUCGCUCAGCUGUUGCAUCAGCUGUUGGUUAUAGUCAUGAAAGCAGAUCUUAUUUCAAAGAUACUCCUACUUUGGAAUUCGAAGUUGUGCUCGAUAUAUUUGGAAAAACAAAUGAAGCAAUAUUAAAAGCUGAGCAACAAAUUAGAGAAACAGUUAAAGAAAAUUUUAUUGACCUCAAAAUAGAAGACAAGCAUAUUGCAGCAUUGUCAGCCGAAGGACUUCAUGAAAUAUCAUCCAUUGCAGCUAGCUCUAACGUAAAGAUUGAUAUUGAUCAAGAGAGAGGAAUAAUAACUUUUCGUGGUUUUCAGGAUGUCCAUAAAGUUCGAAGCGACAUUCAAAAUAUUUUACAAAAAAUAAGUGAAGCAGAAGUUCAACAGACACUAGCUGAUACCCUUUAUCAGAGCAUUCGUUGGGUGCAAAUGCCAUCAUCAGGAAAUGAGGAGGAAUAUGAUGAAAUAUUAAACUAUGAAAUUGAGCAAGCUUAUCAGAGAGAAGAGAAAGAAUUUCUUUCAACAGAUCACAACUUUGUAAUUGAUUUUACUAAAAUGACGGACAGGGACUUGACAACAAAUGCAACUGCUCGGGUCAAACGUAUAAAAAUUGAUGUUCCUUUACCUGAGAUUUGGAGUCCAAUGCCUUUAGAUCAAGGGAAAGAAAAAUUUUUUCAUUUAGUGCAGUUGCCACCAACUAGCCCUGAAUAUAUUGGUGUAGAGAGAGCCUUUACCCAAACUAUGAAUCGUGGUCAACAAUACACUGAGAUUUUAAGCAUCGAGCGUAUUCAAAUUCCAGCAUUAUACAAGCAAUAUGCUUUGGCAAAGAAAGAAAUGGACAUGCGUAAUCCAGUUGGUCACAUUAAUGAGAGACAUCUAUGGCAUGGAACAAACCAUGAGACAAUAGAAAAAAUCAAUACUCAGGGUUUUAAUCGUAGCUUUGCUGGAAAACAUGCUACUGCAUUUGGAAAAGGAGUAUACUUUGCUACUAAUUCAGCCUAUUCACAUAAAUAUGCUGAUCCGGGUGUUAACAAGCAUCGCUAUAUGUUUUAUGUUCAAGUUUUGACUGGUGAGUAUACUCGUGGUGACACUAAUACGAUAGUACCACCAAUGAAACCAAAUCAGCAAAAUCCUGCAGUUCUAUACGACUCUACAGUCAACGACAUAAACAACCCAACCAUUUUCGUAGUCUAUAAAGAUACUCAGAAUUAUCCAGCAUACCUGGUCCAGUAUCGCUGACAAACUAUUGUGUGCAUAAGACAAUGUGUGAAUAGUAGUGUAUUUAAGCUUAUGUAGUGUAGAAUUUUCCUUAGAAUUAUUAGAGAUUUUAUUAAGUUGUAGUAUAAAGGUGAUUUUAGAUCUGUAUUUCGAUUAGUUAGAGUAACGUUUUUUUGAUAGCUGAAUUUUAGAUUUCUAUUUUGAUUAUGAUAAC